GGUUGGUGCCGUUCGCCCAACCGGACGAGACGGAAUGGCAGACCAGAGCAGGCAGACCAAACUCGCCGCGGCCAAAAAAAAGCUGAAGGAGUUUCAGCAGAAGAGCGCCACGCCCUCGGCGGGGGCGGGGACUAAGAAGAAGAGGAAGGUGAAGGAAGCCGGCCACCUCGACACGUCCUCCGGAGGAGACAGACACUCCCCUGACAACAUACAGAACAUUCUGAAAGUUCUGGUGUCUGAUCUUAGUCUGACUAAUGGAGUCACUCUGCCUCCAUUUGUCAAAAGCCAGCAGGAGCUUAAUGACGGGGAGGCCCGGGCGUCCCCGGUGUCCCAGCCAGCAGACGACCCAAGCGGAGAGCCCGCCAGAGAGUCGCCCGUCCCUAACCCCGCUAGCGCUAUUAACUCUGAGUGUCACAGCGAAAUCACGGCGCCGCAGAGCCUGAACAGCGAUGCAGACUGCAAUGAAAACUCACUUGAAGAAAAUAGACCCCUGUCGUCCACAGAAAGCUUGCGCCAGCUCUCCCAGCAGCUGAAUGGCCUGCUCUCAGAGUCGCCUUCUUCCUACGUGAAUGGGGACAGUGUGGUGUCAGCGGUCAGUGAAAAGGAGCUGGAGACUCGAAACCAGGAGCUGGCCGCCGCCCUCGACUCCAGCAAGCUCACAAACACUCAGCUCAGUGCAAAGCUAGACCAGCUGACGCAGCAGUCUCAGGAGCUGACGGAGCAGCUGCAGAAGGAGCGGAAGGAAUUUGAGCAGAAGUUUGUGAAGGAGCAGGGAGCCAUGAGAGAGCAGCUGCAGGUGCACAUCCAGACCAUCGGCAUUCUGGUGUCGGAGAAAUCGGAGCUGCAGACGGCGCUGGCCUACACGCAGCAGGCGGCUCGGCAGAAGACCGGGGAGGCGGAGGACCUGAGUAACCGCCUGCAGUCCACCAAGCAGAGGGUGUCAGAGCUGGAGAGAACGCUGUCCUCGGUCUCCACCCAGCAGAAGCAGUUUGAGAAGCAUAAUAAAGAGCUUGAAAAGGAGCGAGACAGCCUGAAACUGGAGGUGUACAGACUGAAUAAGGCGAGCGAGGAGGCCCGGCAGCAGGGCUCGGAGCUGGCAGAGCAGCUGAAGCAGCGUGUGAGUGAGAACACCGCCAUGCAGCUGGAGCUGGAGGACCUGCGCAAGCGGCUGGAGAUGGCCGACCUGAUGAUCCAGCAGUUCUCCAGCCAGUCCGGCCCACCCAGCGCCAACCAGCAGGUGCAGCUGCUCCUGGAGGAGAAGCAUCAGCUGGAGGCUCAGACUGCGCAGAUGAUGGAGUCUGUUGCGCAGCUGCAGACAGAGAGAGACCAGUACGCUGCGCAGAUCCAGGAGGAGGGCCGGGUGUGGAAGGAGAAAACGGAGCAGCUCCUCUCUCAGGUGACGUCACUGUCAGAGGAGAAGGACAGCCAAGCCACUCAUAUCCAGGAGCUGGAGGCGCAGAUCGCCGAGCUGAAGAACGCUGAAGCCCUGCUGUCCCAGGAGGCGGAGGCCCUGGCUCCCCCUCAGCCGGCCGGCCCCUCGGAGAGCGAGCUGGCCCUCCAGGAGGCCCUGAGCAACCUGCAGCAGGAAAGAGACGGCCUCAGCUUGCAGUACCAGGCCCAGGUGCGGGACAACGAGCAGCUGAGCCGGCUGGUGCAGGAGCAGGAGGCGCGUCUGCAGGAGCUGGAGAGGGAGGCGCAGCGGGGGGCUGAGGAGGCGCAGGACCGCCGGCGCCUCCUGGAGGACGCGCAGAGCGACAAAGCCACCAUCAGCCGCGCGCUGGCCCAGAACCGCGAGCUGAAGGAGCAGCUGGCCGAGCUGCAGAACGGCUUCGUCAAGCUGACCAAUGAGAACAUGGAGCUGACCAGCGGGCUGCAGUCGGAGCAGCACGUGAAGAAGGAGCUGGCCCGAAAGAUGGGGCAGCUGCAGGAGGACCUGCACCACGUCAGAGAGCAGCUGGAGCUGAAGGUGGAGGAGGCGCGGGCAGCGCAGGAGCAGCGGGAUCAGUAUCUGGCGCACCUGCAGCAGUACACAGCCGGGUACCAGCAGCUGGCGGCCGAGCGGGAGGAGCUGCACCGCCACUUCCUGCAGCAGACGCAGCUCAUGGACCGGCUGCAGCACGAGGAGGUGCAGGGCAAGGUGCAGCUGGAGGUCAGCCAGAAGCAGCUGGAGCAGGCGCAGGAAAAGCUGAACCAGCUGGCCAAAGCCAAUGAGAAUCUGAAGAUCGAGGUUCAAGAACUCCUGAACAGCUCAGCAAUGGCCACACCCUCCAGAGACCAGGGUGACGGUCUGGAGAGCAAGCCGUUGCCAGAGAGCUUCCAGAAGUCUUACGUCACCAUCCCAGAGGACUUCGAGAGCAGGGAAGAGAUGGAGGAGUUCCUGCACUCGGCCCUGUCCCGGCUGGAGGGGGAGAGAGACGAGAUGAGCCGGAGGCUGGAGGAGGAGAGGAGGCUGCACCAGGCCAGCCUCCAGCAGGUGGCAGCGAUGAGCCAGGAGCACCAGCACCACAGCGCGUGUGCACACGCGGGUUCGGAGGGGGGCUCGGACAGCGUUCCCACGGAGGUGCACGAGGCCCUGCGGGCCGCGAUGGAGAAGCUGCAGCAACGCUUCACCGAGCUGAUGCAGGAGAAGGCCGACCUGAAGGAGCGGGUGGAGGAGCUGGAGCACCGCUGCAUACAGCUGUCAGGGGAGACCGACACCAUCGGGGAGUACAUCGCCCUGUACCAGAACCAGAGAGCCAUCAUGAAGCAGCGCCACCUAGAGAAGGAGCAGUACAUCAGCAUGCUGGCCAAAGACAAGGAGGAGAUGAAGGCGAAGCUGGCCGAGCUGCAGGACCUGGUCAUGCGGUUGGUGGGUGAGAGGAACGAGUGGUACAGCAAGUACAUGGGCUCGGUCAGUGACCCAGACCUGCUGCCCAGCAGUGUGGAGCCCGGCCCCCCCGCUCAGAGACGCAUGGAGCUCAACGCUGUCGACGGCCCAGAGAUCAUGGAGCUGAGCUCAGGUCUGGCAGCGGAGCCGGUUCCAGCCCCAGGUCCCGGGGAGGAGUCUGAGGUGGCGGAGGAGGCCGAGGGGGCGGCGGAGAGCUCGGGGGUGCAGCCGCGCCCCCCGGAGGAGGACGGCACGGCCCGGCAGAUCAUGCAGCUGCUGCAGGAGAUCCAGAACCCCCAGUCCCGGGCCGCGCCCUUCCUGGGGGAGAACCCCUGCAUCCCCUUCUUCUACCGUGCCGACGAGCACGACGAGGUGAAGAUCCUGGUGGUCUGAGCGCCCCCCUCCCCCUUCCCCUCCC
Molecule: messenger RNA, 3284 nt
Organism: Megalops cyprinoides (Indo-Pacific tarpon)
Lineage: Eukaryota; Metazoa; Chordata; Actinopteri; Elopiformes; Megalopidae
Gene: golga2
Product: golgin A2
Exons: 28
Coding region: 35-3259 (1074 amino acids)
Biological process (GO): Golgi organization
Cellular component (GO): Golgi cisterna membrane; Golgi apparatus; cis-Golgi network
Molecular function (GO): protein binding
Source: RefSeq, a predicted model, not a curated record